AUGGACAACAAACUACUACAACAACAGCAUCGACUAACAAACCACAAACCGCAACAACAACAACAACAACAACAACAACAACAACAACAACAACAACAACAACAACAACAACAACAACAACAACAACAACAACAACAACAACAACAACAACAACAACAACAACAACAACAACAACAACAACAAGAGUAACAACAAAUAUAAGGAUGAAAGUUGUACUAUGUAACAACAUCUUAAUAUGAUAGACUGGAAAUAAGCACUGUACUCAAUCUGUAACCACAAUACAGUCCACUAAAAUAUAUUUUGAAACUCUCAGUUACAGAUAAAAAAGAUAACAGCGCGAUGACAGAAGAAACUAAACCAGAGGACACAGAGGCGUCCAAGAAUGAGAAGACGACGAAAAGCAAGCCAGGCUUCCCAAAACGUUAUGUCAUUGUAAUUAUGUUAUUUCUCGGCCUAGCUACACAAUAUGCCUUGAGAGUGAACAUCAAUAUCGCUAUUACUGCCAUGUGCAAUAACCAUACUGUGAAAGAAAAUGGAUUUACUAUAACGAAGGUAAUAUUCAAUAUAUAAGUAAGGAACCCAAACAGUGAAUCUGAAUCCCAGCCAUACGACUAACUAAUUUCCAAAUCCAAUUCACAGUAGCAAAAUUGCUUAUGCAAAUUUCAAUCCCAGUGCCGGAUAUGUCUAUACAUUGAAUAAAUGCUGUGUUCUAUCUUCUUUUUGUUUGGAUUAAAUAUUACUCGCGCAAAAGUGUUUUAGGUAAUCUCAAGUAUUUGUAUUUAUUUCAGCCGGCAGAGUUCAGCUGGAGUUCAAAGCUUCAAGGUACAUUGUGUUACAAUACAGUUAAUUUAACUGAGAAACUUUUUCCAGCUUUUAAGUCAUGAGAAACUGGGUUCGAUUUCCAUAUUAGAGUAAUAAUCCGAACCAAAUGUUCAUCCUAAUCGUCAUUCCAAAAUGGUCAAAAGUGAAUAACUUGGUUUUAUUUACUACAGGUACCAUCCUUGGAUCAUUUUUCUAUGGAUAUAUCGUACUGCAGAUACCAGGUGGUUACCUGGCUUACAGAUUUGGUGGAACUAAGGUGUUUGGAAUGUCCUUACUCAUUGGUUCUCUUCUAACUCUACUCACUCCAUUUGUUGCUCGAACCUCAGUCGCAGCUCUCAUUGCCCUGCGUGUUCUUGAAGGCGUAUUCCUGGUAAAGUAUACAGUACUCUGCGAUAACGUUCUUUAAUACUCGAACCGACCUGACCGCGUAGCUCAGGUGGCAGAGCAUUGGGCUAGUAUUCCAAAGGUCGUAGGUUCGAUUCCCACCGUGGCCGGGCAUAUUUUUCAGGCUUGCCCGGUGUGGAUGCACACUCAGAGUAACAUCGCAAACAUCAAUGUUCUUUAAAGUUUUGAUGCUUGACACCUUGAAUUUGUAGCUAAUAUACUUUGGGAAUUUUACCCACGAAAGAUAGGAAUUUAGUGCAAAUUCUGGAACUAUUGAUAGAUGAACAAAACUAUGAUUUAAAUAAAAUCCAUAUAAUGUACUUUACUUCUAAUAAUGCAUAAUUAUACCCAUGUCAGUUUCAUACUAACUUUUUCUUUAAGGGCGUCCUUUUUCCCUGUAACCACGACAUUUUAAGAAAGUGGGCUCCUGCUUCGGAAAAAGCAAGAUUAUUUGCCAUAACUGUCGCAGGUGAAAUAAAUAUCUAUCCUGAAAUAGUAAUUUAAAAACGUAUGGAUGGACUGUACCCAGUAUAGAAGGAUCAUUGCAAUUUAGCGAGUUAUUACAUUUAUUGUAUUUAUUUUAUAUCUAGGCUGUCCAGUUGGAACAAUUAUUACGAUGCCUUUGUCUGGUCUCUUAACAAAAUACGGUCCUGAUGGUUGGGCGUCAGCGUUUUACUGUUUUGGUAAGUAUCGGAUGCUUUUAAUCGGUACUGUGGAUCUGUACUCGAUCGGCAUUGAAUACCGCGCCCAUGCAGUGGUGAAAAUAGCCAUAGACGUAACCUAUUUAGAUGAGGGUUAGCAUAGCAUGACCAGUUGCCAUGGCUAGCGUCACCUCUGCUUGUCCCUGAAUGUAGUCAAUGGCAAAUAAAAUAUAGUCAAUGACACUAUGCAUGCCGAUGACAGACAACGCCUAAAAAGACCUGUAUAGGUAGCUUUCUUCUUGCUCAAGAACAGUGCACAUAGGGGACAUUUAAACAUAAGAAUCUGAUUAGAAUCUCAUUAUUUGAUCUCCUUUUGCCGUUGUGUUUAAAUCGCGUAGGACUGAAUGAUUGAAACCCACCUAUAAUAUAGAACAAGUCAACCAUGGUAGAAUCGAUUAAGUUAACAUAAAUUUAGUAAAGGAUGUUCUGUUUUUUUUGCUUCUAGGUGGAAUUGGGUUGUGUUGGUCAUUUAUCUGGAUGCUUAUUGUUCAUCCGACUCCCGAAGAUCAUCCAACAAUCUCCGAUGAAGAAAAAGAGUACAUUUUGAAAGAUACCGGCAAAAACAAAACCACGGUAAGCCGAAUUCAUCCAGGUUCAAAGUGGGUUUUGCUUUAAAAAAUGAAAAAAAAAAUAUGGCGGCAAAUGUUGUGAUACAAGGUACGGUAAGAACUAUCGACAUAUAAGUUUGUUUUAAUGUUUUGUUCCCAAAGUUAGUAGACUUUUCUUAACUUGCGUGAAACUUUUUCUUUUAUAGAAUGAAAAAGUUCCAUGGUGUUCAAUAAUAACCUCUCUUCCUGUUUGGGCUGUUAUAAUCGCGAACUUCUGUGUUGACUGGGGAUUGUACACUAUCCUUAUAUGUAUUCCCAAAUAUUUUGUGGAAAUUUUGAAGUUUGACAUUGCCAAGGUGAGGAUUCAUGAACUAAUUUAUAGUAGAGAUUAUCAGAUGGUGAACGGAUUUUGCUUCUUGGCAUCAACACAAGACCAACUGUUUAGAUGAACUACUGUAUAUAAUUGAGGGAUCGCCCGAACACGUCGAACACACGUAAAAACGCACAAGUUGCAACAAACCUAUAGCAGACUUGUAACAGACCUAUUCCAACAGGAUGUGUUCGCACUGCUUUUUGACAAAUUGUCAACUUGCUCAACAGACUUGUUCCAACAACUUGUUAUCGUCUUGCAACUCAACCAUCUAUACUGGUAAUGGUUCUAGGAACAAACCAUCCCUUAGUUUUAUUCGUCUAAUGCAAUAUUUAUACACUCGGACGGAUCACCCAUCAAGGCAAACGAUGCACUCAUAGUUGACGGAUAAUCCGUCUGUCUGUGGUGUUUCUACACUGACAAAUUACCCAUUUCUUCCCAAACUCGUCCAGCGAUCGAUGGAUAACCCAUUUUUAGGACUGAAAUCGAGCUAACAGGGCAAUAUCCUCUUCUCCCAGUUUACUCUCGACGAGGAAAUUAGUCUUUUUAACGUCCAGUUGGUAGAUAAAAGGUUAAAAGUUAAUAUUUUCUAUAAUUUCAUAGACUGGUUUUGUUGCUUCUUUGCCUUACCUUGUUAAAGCGUUUGUUGGACCAACUGGGGGGCUUAUUGUUGAUUUAAUGAUCAAAAAUGGAAUGAGUGUGCGAAAUGCUAGGAGACUGAUCUUUACUAUUGGUAAGUUACUGGUUUUAUGAUUAGCUUCCUUAAACAACAGUGUUUGGGCUUCGUUCUUUAGGAAUAUUUACUCUUUAGUUAAAAAUUUACUCCUCGGUUAAAACAUUUCUGGUUAUUAAUCUAAAAUUAACCCUGUUUGGAGUGAAUUAAUGCUCGUGGUGAAAUUUCCUGAUUAAUGUAGGCCUGGUUAUAGUUUAACCAGGAUUCCUGGUCCAUUUAACCAGGCUAUAUGGUUGAAAUAACCAGAUUAUGUUAGGUGGAUUAUUGACCAAGAAUUCCUGGUUAACUAUAAUGAUUAUUUCGUUCGUUCCUAGGUUGUACCGUUGCCGCCAUCUUUGUCCUGGCAGUUGGCUAUAGUCCAAAUCCUAUCAUGGGUGUUGCGUUUCUAUGCAUUGGCGUUGGUAUAACCGGAGUGAAUGCCACGGGUUAUGCGGUGAAUCUGCUGGACAUUGCGCCAAGGUUUGCAGGCGUGAUUAUGGGAAUCACCAAUGUAUUUGGUUCGUUACCAGGUUUCCUCAGCCCGCAGAUCGUUGGUAUUAUCACUGUGAAUAAGGUAAGGUGGUUGUCAGGUUUUAAACUGAUUAGCCAAUCACGUUUAUGAACCCUUGCUACCUCCUCCAUAGGCCGCUUCCCUAAUCUCGUAAGGUAUAGAUAGUAUGCCCGUUCGCAGGUUAGAAAUUCGCAAUUAGCCUUUCUCACGAUGACGAAUAUCCGCCAUUUUUGGGUGGCAUCUAAUUCUCGUUAACCAAAACAGACAAUUAAAACAAUAUGAAAAGCAAUUUUUCAAAAUAAACUAACCAUUUACAGAGCAAAUUUACCAUCAUUCGUCCAGAAAAUUAUAAAAAGUCGCUGUUUUGUGGACUUAUCUCGCAGACUUCGGCUGAAAAGCCACCCAAAAAUGGCGGCGUGAGACGUGCUCUUCCGAUCUCUCACAUAAACGUUUGAAAAGUCGUUUUCAAAUUACCUCACUUUUAUUCGCGCCUUCGACUUCACUCGCUGCCGAGCUAAAAGCUAGGGAAAAAUCUGAGGCAGACUUGCGACAACACAGAAAGUCCAGGCUCUGCUUAUGCCCGCAUUGGGUCUUUGCCCGCACCCGGCCUAGGUUAGAGAGGGAGAGCCAGUGACAAUUCUAAUCUAACACUUAUAUCCUCGUCCCCAUGGCCUCUCGCGUGAAUAUGGCUCUGGGGACGAGAAUGUUAUUGACCGUGAUAUAUCCAAAUGCGAGCAAGCAAUAAAGAGUGAUUGUAUAUUCUUAGUUGCGGUAGAUUAUUUCUUAAAAAGGAUUUAAUGUAUUGUUAUGUUAUCUUUGUAGACUGUAAGUGAAUGGCGUACAGUAUUCUGGAUAACAUUCCUAGUGUAUUUGUUUGGUGUUGUAGCCUUCGGAGCUUUAGUUUCAGGAGAUAAGCAGAAGUGGGCGAUGACACCUGAAGAGGUGGAAGCACUGAAGAAAGACGAGGGCAAGGAAAAAGAUGGCAAGGAAAAAGAUGGCAAGGAAGAAGAGAAUGACAAGGAAGAAGAAGAGAAAGAAGUGGAAACACACGGUGAAGAGAACAAAGAUGAGGGGCAAGAUGGAGUAAAAGGUGAUUCAGAAGAUACAUCUGGUAGCAAGGAGGAACCCGAGAGUAAAGGGGAAACUGAGGAAACUAAAACUGCGGAAAACGGAGAAACGAAAGGCGAAGAUGACGGAGAAACGAAAGGCGAAGAUACGAAAGGGGAAGAUGGCGAAGAAACGAAAGGCGAAGAUACGAAAGGCGAAGAAGGCGGAGAAACGAAAGAUGGCGGGGCGACGGAACAACAACAGGAUGAAGGCACGAAAGAUGGACAAAAUGGCGAAGACUCUGCAGCGAAGGAAUAACUACAUGUAUUUCGCCCACGUGCAUCAAGGACGAAUUUUGAAGCAAAUAAAAAUUUACAAGUUCACUUUGGGUGCGUGUUUGAAAUAGACAGCAUACAGUAAAAUCACAGUCUAUCAAGAUAUGAUCGUCUGGAAACAAAACAGAAGUCAUAGUACAGUAUAUUAUGUUUUUGUCGGAGUUUAUGUUAAUUUGUGCACG
Molecule: messenger RNA, 5612 nt
Organism: Paramuricea clavata
Lineage: Eukaryota; Metazoa; Cnidaria; Anthozoa; Malacalcyonacea; Plexauridae
Source: the annotation of a GenBank genome assembly